Molecule: messenger RNA, 1182 nt
Organism: Mesocricetus auratus (golden hamster)
Lineage: Eukaryota; Metazoa; Chordata; Mammalia; Rodentia; Cricetidae
Product: WAS/WASL-interacting protein family member 3
Exons: 8
Coding region: 157-1122 (321 amino acids)
Source: RefSeq, a predicted model, not a curated record
AGAGGUGGGCAUUGUCACGUGUACUGGCGCUGGCCCCGCCCCCUGACUCUCUAGGGUAGACCGGGAGGUGGGCGGACAGUCUGGGGAACUGGAGUCUGCACUGUGGCUGUAGGGAAAGAGUGGGCAGCACCAGCUUACCACCAGCAGUCCCUCUCGAUGGAAGUCCUGGACGAGUACGAUAACGAAUUCCCCCAGAGUGUGACCUUCUGCCAGCUCAUCUCCGAGGACGACUUCGAGAGGCAAGCAGCGACCUACACAGAGCGCGCGCUGCGCCGUCUCUUCCGCACCUUGGAUCGUAACCCAGCGCUGGCGGAGAGGGUCGUGCGCAAGGGCAAGCAGACUGAGAUCGAGCAGCGGGGACUACUCUCCUGCCUCUGGGCGAAGUUUGUCUGUGCUGUCCAGGGGGAACUGAACCAGUGCAACAGUAUGGGUGCCCUGGAGAUGCAUCAGCGCCUGGAGCAGCUGAAGAGGCGCAUCCACCGUGUACACCUGUAUUCCCAGGGUGCCAAGAAGAAGAGGAGGAAGCUGAAACCAAAGAAAGCAGAUCCUGUCCUCCGAGACCGGUCAACCUCCCCAUGCCUGCCACCAGCUCCGUUACCACCACCGUUGCCACCGCCACCGCCACCGCCACUGCCACCGCCUGUCACCACCGUGGCCUCUGUAGUGGCUGCAUCACCCCCUGUCUACACUAUGCCCAGGGUCUUUGGCCCCUUUCCUCCAAUGUCUGGAAAGCCGAUGGAGAAACUGGAUGUUUCAAGGUCUGAAGUGAAAUUAAGCUGGAAUGGUCUUUCAUCAACUUCAAAGAGCCACAUGGUCGAUCUGACCCCCUUGGUCCUCAACCCUGGAGGCUUCCAUUUCUCGUAUUUGACAGGAAACAGUGCACACAAGCUUCAUUGUCCUGGCUUCCCCUGUGUUGGUGAUGGAACCCAGGACCUCACAAAUGCUCGGACAGCAGCCUGCAGUGAACCCUGCAACACUGAUGAUACUCCAUCUCCUGUCGUGAAAGCUUCCAUCUUCACCCCGCCUGUUCUACUCAAGUUCCAGCCUGUGCCCAGACCUAAAGACGAUUCCGAGAAUGACCCAGGCAGUGCAGAGUCCAUCCCUGCCGAGAAGGGCGAGUAGCCUCUUCCCUACAGACCAUGCCCCAGGAAUGAAUAAAAUUCCUACAGAGGUGCAUUGUAA